This is a messenger RNA of Canariomyces notabilis, 1766 nucleotides long. RefSeq lists its product as uncharacterized. The transcript has a single exon. The record is from RefSeq and is a predicted model, not a curated record. Bases 90 to 1424 code for a protein of 444 amino acids. Lineage: Eukaryota; Fungi; Ascomycota; Sordariomycetes; Sordariales; Chaetomiaceae.
ACAUAUCGCUCCUGGCUGACAUCGCUUCCUCCCCACCAGUAUACACUGCGUUCGUUGCUGUAUACUUCGAGCACUAACACUAUUCAGCCAUGGAUCACGACCAGUUCGGCGGGCGCACCGACGACGACCUUUUCUCCGACGACAUUGAACCGGUGGAUUACGAGGCGACAAGUAUUCCUACCGGCAUCAAAACGCCAGGACAGGAUGCAUCGACCCAACAGGAACCUACCCCUCCAGCCCUUAGCGAACCGCCGGCGAGCACGGCUAUUCCACCAGCGCAAGCACCCAAGUCGUCGCUAGCACAAUCAAGACAUGCCCCGCGGCAGCAGGACAAGCCGCGGCACUCUUCAAACACCAGCAGUAACAACCAAAACAACACCAGUGCCAACCACAAGCCCUUACCCAAACUGAAUGUCACCGACACCUCCCCGGCCUCGGAGGCCGCCAGCUCAACAACUCCCUCGCGAACCUCGACCCCAACCCCGGCCCUCGCAACCGCCGCCACCGGUAACAACAACAGUAGUAACAACAACAACAACAACAAACCCCCCAGCAACGCGCCCCGCGAACCGUCAAAGAACACAGCCUCGGCCGUAUCCGCCGCGCGGCUCAACUCGGGCGCAAACCCGCGAACAAAACUGACAGAGGAGGAGCUUGCGGCGCGGAUGGAGAGGAUGCGGCUGCUAGCUGCAGAAAAGACGCGGCGGUUCGAGGAGGCGCAGCGCGAUGAGAGCGAGCACGCCGUGGCGUACGCGCGGGGCAUGGAGGAGGCGCGCAAGCGGCGCGCCGAGGAGGCCGCGCGGCGCAAAAUCGCCGACGAAGAGAAGCGCCGGCUUGAUGAGGAGAGGGCUAAGAAUCGUGAGCGCAAGCUCAAGGCUAUGAGUAUGAAAGAGGGCGGGUGGGAUGAGGGUAAGGCAGACGGGCAGGGAGAUGAGGGGAGGCGGUUUGCGGCCUUUAGGGGCGCGUUUGGAGGGGUUAGGAGGAACAGGUCGCCUCAGUCUCAGGGGUCGGGGCUGGGAGGGAGUCGGUUUGCGGGCUCUGACGGGGCCGGGGAUGACGCUGAUGGUUUUGGGGGGAGGGGGAGGGGUGGACGGGGCCGAGCGGGGAGAGGUGGGAGAGGUGGAAGGGGCGGGCGCGGGCUGUUUGAGUAUUCGGACCGUGAUGGUGAGCAUGAUCAUGCUCGAGACGCUAUCGAACGGCAGCAGAUCCGCACGGGGGGCCCGGGGCAGCUCGCCCCGAAGAAAGUGGACUUGAAGGCGGAAGACUUCCCUGCGCUGCCGGGAAGUACUGCACCAAAGAAGGUCGAUACCGCCUGGGCAGCUAAGCCGAGCAGUGCUGCCGCAGACUUCCCGCUAGCAUCACCAGUUGGGAGGUGGGAUGAGGAAGUCCAGGCUGCCGCGGACAGCAAGUCGCCGCCGUCCUGAGCCGCCGCUUGCGUUGGAUCUAGGUAGCCAGUCGCUUUACUGAUCCUGGCGGAUUGGAAGUGGAGGUGGCUAUUAUGCGCAACAGGCGACACCAUGGACGCCUAUUAUUUGCGCUUAAAUCUAUCGCCUUUUAUAGUAUCGAUUAAACGACAAGUUUUGGGGCCGGUUAUGCCACAACACAUAUGACUAACAUCCGAGGAUCUGGGAUAAAAUCAUUGAUAUUAUAGAACCUGGACACUGUUGUGCUGGGCGAGAUUCUGACGGAUUAUCAGUGAUGUAUAUGCAGACAUUUGAUAGCUUUACAGCCAAAACGUGCAGCUGAACAAAACCUAGACUGAGAGC